Apus apus (common swift) is the source of this 4852-nucleotide messenger RNA. RefSeq names its product solute carrier family 40 member 1 (gene SLC40A1). The coding region runs from base 206 to 1948 and encodes 580 amino acids. Gene Ontology annotation, molecular function: iron ion transmembrane transporter activity; peptide hormone binding. The transcript has 8 exons. The record is from RefSeq and is a predicted model, not a curated record. Gene Ontology annotation, biological process: iron ion transmembrane transport. NCBI's taxonomy places the organism in Eukaryota, Metazoa, Chordata, Aves, Apodiformes, Apodidae. Gene Ontology annotation, cellular component: basolateral plasma membrane.
GCGCCUCCGCAGCUGCGGCCACAGGCGGAGCCGGGCGUCGCGCGGCGCUCGGCCCCACCGCGGCGGAGCGUCCCCGGCAGCCCGCGGCCCAUAAGGCUAAGGCUUUCCGACUUCAGCUACAGUGCUAGCUAAGUCGGGGAAGGCAACACGGAGCGAAGCCGCGGGUCCUCUCGCCUCUUCUCGGCAUCGGGCUGAGCGGGCCGGCAUGGCGGGGCGAGCGGAGCCGGCGGGCGAGCGGCGGCGCUGCGGAUCUGUGGCUGCCUAUUUUACAUCUGCAAAGUUCCUACUUUAUCUUGGGCAUGCACUGUCCACUUGGGGAGAUCGUAUGUGGCAUUUUGCUGUGUCUGUAUUCCUGGUUGAACUUUAUGGAAACAGCUUACUCCUGACUGCAGUGUAUGGACUGGUCGUGGCGGGAUCAGUUCUUCUCCUGGGAGCCAUUAUUGGAGACUGGGUGGACAAGAACUCCAGGCUCAAAGUGGCCCAGACAUCCUUGGUAGUACAGAAUGCAUCCGUCAUCCUGUGUGGUAUUAUCCUGAUGAUUAUCUUCUUGUUUAAAACACAGCUUUUGACCUUAUACCAUGGAUGGCUUCUUACGAUGUGCUAUAUUCUGGUUAUCACAAUAGCAAAUAUUGCCAAUUUGGCCAGCACUGCCACAGCGAUCACAAUUCAGAGGGACUGGAUUGUUGUGGUUGCAGGGGAAGACAGAAGCAAACUGGCAGAUAUGAAUGCUACAAUAAGAAGAAUUGAUCAGUUGACCAAUAUCUUGGCCCCAAUGGCAGUUGGUCAAAUAAUGACAUUUGGGUCCCCGAUGAUUGGCUGUGGAUUCAUUUCUGGCUGGAACUUGAUGUCGAUGUGUGUGGAAUAUCUGCUACUCUGGAAGGUUUAUCAGAAGACUCCUACUCUGGCUCUUAAAUCUGCAAAAGUUGAAGAAUCAGAACUGAAACAGCUGAAUGUAAAGAAAGAGAGUGAUGGGAAACCCCCUGAAGGAGUGCAGUUAAUUGUUGAGAAAGAUGUAACUGGCUUUGAGCCCCAGCAGGAGAAGGAAGUCGGCUGUGCUGCCCGGAUUGCUGAACCUUUCAUCACGUUCCGUGAUGGAUGGGUUGCAUACUACAACCAGCCAGUGUUUCUUGCAGGCAUGGGUCUUGCAUUUCUGUAUAUGACUGUUCUGGGCUUUGAUUGUAUUACUACAGGCUAUGCAUACACUCAGGGUCUGAGUGGCUCUGUGCUAAGCCUCCUGAUGGGUGCCUCGGCAGUCACGGGCAUCAUGGGAACAGUAGCUUUCACUUGGCUUCGUCGCAAAUGUGGCCUUGUUCGUACAGGCCUGAUUUCUGGAGUUGCUCAAUUUGCUUGUCUGGUCUUAUGUGUCAUCUCUGUAUUCAUGCCUGGAAGUCCUAUGGAUUUGACUGUUUCUCCGUUUGCUGACAUCAGUGCCAGGCUGUUUGAAACUGAACCAUUACCUACUAUAGCAUCUCCAGUAGAUAACCCUGAAAUGAUUUUUGCAACUGGAAUGCCCAACUUGAUAAACGGGUCUACUACUCCUGCUAACAGUGACCCAGAGAUGAGUCCUGAGCCUGUGCCUUUACUCUCUGUUAGUCUCCUGUUUGCAGGAGUCAUUGCUGCUAGAGUUGGCCUUUGGUCCUUUGAUCUGACUGUCACACAGUUGCUCCAAGAAAAUGUAGUAGAAUCUGAAAGAGGCAUCAUUAAUGGUGUCCAGAACUCCAUGAAUUAUCUUCUUGAUUUGCUGCACUUCAUCAUGGUCAUCUUGGCCCCAAACCCUGAAGCUUUUGGCUUAUUGGUGCUGAUUUCUGUGUCUUUUGUUGGAAUGGGCCACAUAAUGUACUUCAGAUUUGCUCAGAAAAGCUUGGGUAAACAACUUUUUGUUUGUUGCACUCCAGAUCCCAAAGCAGUCUCUGACACUUCACCACCUGGUAAUACAUCUACUGUUUGAAAGGAUCAACUUCCCUUACUAACUUGCUACGCAAAUAUAAUGGUUAAACACAUAUACUGCCUUUUGUGAUCUUACCUAAGGUGUUUCUCUAGAGUUGAAUGCAAAACUUGAAUGUUUGAGGCAGCUGUCCCAAGAGAGCUAAAAUUAAUCUUACAGUGACCCUGUACAAAUGUUACAUGUUUGGCAGAGGGCAUCCUGGCUGUCCAAUUGGAUCUUGGCAGUUGGUUUUUUGAAGAAUCCACCCGAGUCAUAGAUCUAGUAUCUGAUAGCAAAAAUGUUGAAUUUCUGUUGCUCACCCCCUCAGGGAUACUGUGUAGUGGUUCUACAUGCUCAGAUUUGUUAAGGAAUUCUGAACAAUUCCUGUGCUUGAGCAAAACAAGGGGGUUUAGUUACUUCAGGAUAACUUGAUAAACAGUAUUUGGUGUUGUGGUUUUUUCUCUAUUUUCCUUGCCAUCAACAGUUCUGCUCCCCUGUCUUCUCAAAUUGGUAUAAACAGCCUUCUUGGAUUCCUGAAGUGGAGUCUUGGGUUCUGAUGUUUUCCCAAAAUACCUUUUUAAUAUUUUACCUGUUUUAGUUUAACUUUACAGAAACACCUUUUUAUUUUUUUGCAUGUUUCCUUACAAAUUAGAGAACGCUAGGUACAAGAUAUUAUUGUAUUACACUUUCGUUGCACUUCAUAAAGUAAAUAUAGCCUCAUUUUAACAGAAGCUAUUGAUGUAACAUUCUAAAGCAUGGCUUUUUGAAUUGCAAAUGAUAGGUCUGCUCAGGUUUGAUGUAGCAGAAAGUGCUAAGGUCAGGAGUUCUGGUACAGCUAGGUGAAGUCUAGGGCUAAUGCAGUUUUUUACCUUGGAGUACAAGCAGCUUUAGUUUAUUUUUGAAUGCCACUUUUUUUAAAAACCCUAUUAAAGCCUGAUGUAUUGGAAAAUUACCAGUAUUCCAGGCAGAAGCAGUCAAAAAGUGGAUUACUUGCAUUGAUGUUUUAUAUGUAUGUUUGUUUUGACUUAGUUUGUUCUAAAAUGCCGCCAAAAAGGAGAUGUUGUACUAAGUGGCCCUCUAAAGAAACUUCAGAGCAAUUAAGAGUUGUUUACCCCUCUGAUUUUCAAGAAGCUAUUGCAUUUUUUUUUUACCCUGCAUGUGUACUAACACAGUACCUCAUAGUCAUUAACUAUAUGUGCACUUUUGCAGAAACUACGCACUUUCCUUUCUCAGAGUUGAACCUGGUAGUGUUCUGAGUUUUCCUGUGGCACGAAAAGUAGAAGUUCUAAACAUAAAUCUUCUUAAAAUGUUUCUUUACCAAAUGAGUGGUAUGCAAAAGCACACAUCAGCAACUUGUGAAAAGUAUCUUUACAUUUUAAAAUGAGGUGACUGACCUUAACAGUCAUCUGUGUUGCUAGACUUCAACCCUGGAAUGUCAGUGUGUGAACUCCAUUGACAUCAAAGGCGUUACACCAGGGCUGAAUCUAGGCUGUUCAUCUUAAAAUUUGUGAAUGAUUACAGUAUAAAUAAAGCUAAAUAGAAUGUAAAAAAAAUUCUAGUGGCUUUUGCCUCAGAUACAAAGUAUUGUAAGAGGAGUGGAAGUGAAUGAAUGGGAAGCCAGUGUACAACCAAUGUACUUGUAGCCCUUAGUGUUCAAUAACUGGUUGUAACAAUUUUCCUCCUCUAAUGGACCAAAACUGCUAUGUUAUACUGAAAGUUUCUCAGGGACAUUUUCACUAGGUUUAUAGGUGUUUAUACUUUGACUAAGCUUUUGGGUUUUGUUUUGAUAUGAUAAAAUAUAUGUGAAUUAGAGUAGUUUAAAAUUUGUGACUCGAUCCUGAGUGUAAUUUCUUAAGGAAAAGGGAAUUUUGCCAUCAGCAGAAUUUAAAAGUCAGAAGACAAACCAAGUUUAUCUAGUUUUGUAGAAUAAUUAUGCCCAGCCUAUACAGUGUGUGGUAAGUAAAUAAAAUACUUGAUUUGCCAAAUGUUUUCUCAUGUGUGUCUAAUCUAAACUGGGACCAGAUUUUAGUAUUGCUGAAUAUAAAUAAAGGUACCCCAAAUUUCAGCAAAUGUGUCUAUACUUGGAUGAACAUCUGAUUUCCACUGUAUGUAUUGGACUCACUGGCCAUGACGGAAAGAGAGCUUAAAAUGCAGCUUCUUGUGGGCUGUCUAUUGUCUAUAGAACCCAGUGUGCCUAAAGCUUGGUGCUGUAGCACUAAGCACCAGACAUCUCAUGAAGGAUGUAUUCCUGAAGUCUAGAGAGCUCAAAAAGCCAAACAAAUAGAGCAGGGAGCAUACUAUGUUCCCAUCUGUUCCCUAAAUAUGUAUAUUUUUUUUCCCCCAAGAGCAAUGUAGUCUUACUCGAGUAGCAGUUUCAUAAAUUGUUCCACUAGAUAGCGCAGUCUGGAUCUCAAGCUAAAAAAGUAGUGCUGUUAGGGGACUGGACCUUUGUAUUUCGUACACAUGUUGCUACAAUUCAUAUGUGCAGAUAAACAGCUAGAAGGCAAGACAAUCCUAAAAGAGAAGAAAGGUGGAUAGUAGCUUUAAGAGGAGUAAAGAGUUCUGAAUUGGAAAUCUUGUAUUUAUUGACCUGAGUCAAUGUCAAAAAAUGUAUGCUGCUUGAGCACAGCCCAUUACUGUUUAAGUCUAAGAUGUACACAGACACCUGUACUGAUUAGUGCUUUGAAGCAAUGUGGAGCCUGAAGUCUUACUUAGCAGGACUUUCUUUAAGUAAGCAUUUUUGGCCUUGUAUUUAUUUAUUUUUUUUAAAUGUGUCCAAUUUGGAUAAAAACUGCCCUUAAAAUGUACGCACUAGAAAAUCAAUCUUAUCAGAAUAGCGUAUUUUAUUAUAUAACCUUAUGCUGGACAUAGUAUUGAUUUAUGUAUUACUAUUGUUAAAGCUGAUGAAUAAAUUUGCAUAAAAACUUG